AUGUCCUCCAAUGUCGGCACCCAACUCGACGAUAUUGCAAAGUACAUUGACCGACUGAAAGAGCAGAAGCGGACGACCGAGAAGUGCAUAUCAGACCUCGAGAAGGAUCGUUCCACACUCGAAGAAAGGAUUGAAGAAAUGAGAAGAAGGAAAGAUGAGUUGGAUGACAGACUACGAGUAGAACACGAACGGCUGCAACGACAGGAAAGGACUAUUCAUCAGGGAGAAGUCACAUACGCAAAAUUGCUGGAAUCAUCUCAAAGUCUUGUCGAUUUCAUGAGGAAGGAGUAUCAGGACACUCGCCGCCAGUAG
This is a messenger RNA of Necator americanus (New World hookworm), 312 nucleotides long. RefSeq lists its product as uncharacterized. The coding region runs from base 1 to 312 and encodes 103 amino acids. The transcript is spliced from 4 exons. The record is from RefSeq and is a predicted model, not a curated record. NCBI's taxonomy places the organism in Eukaryota, Metazoa, Nematoda, Chromadorea, Rhabditida, Ancylostomatidae.